Messenger RNA from Quercus lobata, 1471 nucleotides. RefSeq names its product Bax inhibitor-1 family protein (gene BIL4). Gene Ontology annotation, cellular component: membrane. Bases 558 to 1286 code for a protein of 242 amino acids. Lineage: Eukaryota; Viridiplantae; Streptophyta; Magnoliopsida; Fagales; Fagaceae. The record is from RefSeq and is a predicted model, not a curated record. The transcript is spliced from 4 exons.
AUUAAGUGUUAACAAGAUCGUCAGUUUAUUCGUGAUAAAAUUAUGGUAUACAUAAUAUUAGCCUAUAAAAUAUUAUCUUUAAUUUAUAACCAUAACCAGCCAUGGAAACUAAUUUCUUAACAAAGUUUCAUAGUACUUAAUGCAUAAGUCAUACUGUAAAUAGAUUUACAUUGCACCAAGCUUCAAAUAAAAGCUUUUUUUUGUUUAAUCUAAAUAAGUAAAAGUUUGUUAACCAAGUUAAGCAAUAGCUUGCGUUUCCUUCUCUACGAAGUCUAGAACAUUUCGGUUUCUUCCACUUCUCAAAAUCUCUCAACAGUAAACUCUCAUCCGGAAAUCAGAGUACACGUGUCACUCCCUCCUCCAAUUGCCAUAUAAAAACCACACGUGUAGUCCCGACUCGUCACGAACUUUCUCUAACCCUCCAAAAAAUUCGAAACGCCAUUUUUAUUAACCAAACUCCCUUAUUCAAACCCCCCAAAAAAAUUCAAAUUCCCUCACUUUCCUGAGAAAAUCCAUACAAAUCUAACUAAAAUUCUUGUUUCUUGAGAAAAUAAAACAUGUGGACCAGGCCAUUUCAGAAGAGUGACGUGGAGGCCGGAGCGAGGCCUCUAUACCCAAUGAUGCUUGAAAGCCCAGAGCUCCGGUGGGCCUUCAUUCGCAAGAUCUAUUCGAUCUUAACCGUCCAAUUGUUAGUCACAAUAGCCGUUGCCGCAACAGUCGUUUCUGUCCCUCCGAUCGCUCUCUUCUUCGUCAGCAGUGGGGCCGGCCUCGCUCUCUACAUCGUACUCAUCAUCACUCCCUUCAUCGUGUUAUGUCCCUUGUUUUAUUACCACCAGAAGCACCCGGUGAAUUACGUAUUACUUGGGGUUUUUACCGUCUCGCUUGCCUUUGCGGUUGGAUUGACUUGUGCAUUUACCAGUGGGAAGGUUAUAUUGGAAUCCGUCAUUCUAACAACUGUGGUCGUUGUGAGUCUCACUCUAUACACAUUCUGGGCAGCAAGGAGAGGCCAUGAUUUCAACUUCCUUGGACCCUUUUUGUUCGGUGCUGUGCUUGUUCUUAUGGUCUUUGCAAUGAUUCAGAUUCUGUUUCCGCUGGGUAAGCUAUCUGUGAUGAUCUACGGGUGCUUGGCAUCGAUCAUAUUCUGCGGGUACAUUGUUUAUGACACAGACAACUUGAUCAAACGCUAUUCCUAUGAUGAGUACAUCUGGGCUGCUGUCUCCUUGUAUUUGGAUAUCAUCAACCUCUUUCUAUCUUUGCUAACUAUUUUCAGAGCUGCUGAUAGCUGAGAAAUUCAUGUUUACUUGUAUAUGUUUUGGAAUAUCUCUGUAUGGCAGAAUGUCAAAAUGUUGUAAACCACUCUACUCUGUAAGUUGGUAAAUAGUUAAUCGAGUGGGAUUUUGUUCAGUUGCAUAUCUGUUUCUUGUUUUCUGUUAUUUGCCCAUUUUGCUGAUAAUGGAAGCAAUUUGAAUCA